Molecule: messenger RNA, 591 nt
Organism: Pundamilia nyererei
Lineage: Eukaryota; Metazoa; Chordata; Actinopteri; Cichliformes; Cichlidae
Gene: nmba
Product: neuromedin Ba
Exons: 3
Coding region: 62-445 (127 amino acids)
Biological process (GO): positive regulation of hormone secretion; neuropeptide signaling pathway
Cellular component (GO): neuron projection
Molecular function (GO): neuromedin B receptor binding; neuropeptide hormone activity
Source: RefSeq, a predicted model, not a curated record
GUAACAGAAGAGAUUUCUUUUAAUUGACCAGCUCCAAAUUAAUUGGAAGCACAUCUGAGAAAUGAAAGGCACUGUGACAAAGAUGUGCAGGGGAGGACUCCUGUCUUCUUUCAUCCUUAUCUCAUACAUUGCUUUGACAACUUCAAUGACUCUUGAUUUGACUGAGCUGAGAAAUAAAGUUUCAAAGCUCAAGGUGAAUCCCAGGGGGAAUCUGUGGGCAACGGGACAUUUCAUGGGCAAGAAGAGCAUUGUGGAUAGUUCCUUUGUGAAUUCUGCCUUUGAGAAUAUAAAAGAUACAGCUGAAGGCAGAGAUGUGAGACCUCUGCACGGAGUGGAAGACCUGCAGGCGCUCCUCAUCCAUAUUCUGAAAACUGCCCAACAAACACAAGGAGAGCAGGCGCUAGACAGAGAAGAAGGACAUCCAGUUCGAUCAGUUGUUGCGUGACAUCCUGCUGAUGAAGAGGAGGGUUUCUGCUCUUGUGAAAAUCAGCUAAAUUAUGUUUUGUUUUUUGUCUAACAUAACACGUAUAUGUUGGCAAGUGAGAAACACUUCUGUUGUUUUACUUUAUAUUGUCUAUAACUUUAUUAAAA